This is a messenger RNA of Marmota flaviventris (yellow-bellied marmot), 3617 nucleotides long. It is a transcript of the gene Gtf3c2, whose product is annotated as general transcription factor IIIC subunit 2. Gene Ontology annotation, molecular function: protein binding. Gene Ontology annotation, biological process: transcription by RNA polymerase III. The record is from RefSeq and is a predicted model, not a curated record. Gene Ontology annotation, cellular component: transcription factor TFIIIC complex. NCBI's taxonomy places the organism in Eukaryota, Metazoa, Chordata, Mammalia, Rodentia, Sciuridae.
AGUGAUCCUCCUGUCUCAACCUCCCAAGUAGCUGGAACUAUAGGUGCAGCCAUUUUGGGGGGUGCUGAUGGAUACCUAUGGGGUCGGCUGUGUUGCCUUGGGGGAGGCCGGCCCCGUGGGAAGCAUGACUGUGGUAGACUCUCCUGGACGAGAAGUGCUAAACCAGCUUGAUGUCAAGGCCUCAGAAGCUACCAGUGUGGAGGCUUCCAUAGAGAUGUCAUUGCCUCCCUCUUUGCCUGGAUUUGAGGAUUCUCCUGAUGAGAGGAGUCUUCCUCCAGAGCCAGAGAGCCUCUCCAGACUGGAACAGCAAGAUCUUUCUUCAGAGAUGUCAAAGGUCUCAAAGCCUAGGGCCUCAAAGCCUGCCCGGAAGAGAGGUAGUAGGACACGAAAAGGCCCCAAAAGGCCCCAACAGCGUAAACUUCCAUCAGCCCCUCUGGUUCCCGGUCUCUUAGAUCAAUCCAACCCUCUAUCUGCCCCCAUGCCUAAGAAAAGAAGUCAGAAGUCCAAAGGAGACCUGCUACUGCUGAAGUUGUCAAAAGGCCUAGAUCAGCCAGAGUCUCCACCUUCAAAGAGGCCCCCUGAGGACUUUGAGACCCCUUCUGGGGAACGACCCCGCCGAAGGGCUGCCCAAGUGGCACUUCUGUAUCUUCAGGAACUGGCUGAAGAACUCUCUUCAGCCCUGCCUGCUUCAGUCUCCUGUCCUAAGAGCCCCAAAGUGGGCAGCCCUACCAAACCGAAGAAGAGCCAGCAGCAGGCAAUCUGUCAAGGUGGAGAGGAGAAUACUGCUGCACAGGAUGAAGACUUUGUGCUCCAGGUUGAGGCUGAAGAGGGGGAAGAAAGUGAGGCUCCAAGUGAGAGUUCAUCUGACCCUGAGCCUGUGGCACCCCGAAGCAACCCACGAGGAUCCACUUCAGGGAAGCAGAAGCCACACUGCCGGGGAGUGGCUCCCAAUGGCUUACCCAAUUACAUCAUGGCCCCUGUUUGGAAGUGCCUCCAUCUCACCAAGGACCUCCGAGAACAGAAAUAUUCAUUCUGGGAGUUUGCUGAAUGGAUUCCUCUAGCCUGGAAGUGGCACUUGUUAUCUGAACUUGAGGCAGCUCCCUACUUGCCCCAGGAGGAGAAGUCUCCGCUGUUUUCUGUACAACGUGAAGGGCUUCCUGAGGAUGGCACACUGUACCGAAUAAACAGAUUUAGCUCAAUCACAGCACAUCCAGAGCGCUGGGAUGUGUCCUUCUUCACAGGGGGACCACUUUGGGCUCUAGACUGGUGCCCAGUGCCAGAGGGGUCAGCAGCUUCGCAAUAUGUUGCCCUUUUCUCAAGCCCUGAUAUGAAUGAGACACACCCACUGAGUCAGCUUCAUUCAGGCCCUGGGUUGCUGCAGCUCUGGGGCCUUGGGACUUUGCAGCAAGAAAGCUGUCCUGGCAACAGGGCCCACUUUGUCUAUGGGAUUGCUUGUGAUCACGGCUGUAUCUGGGACCUCAAAUUCUGCCCCAGUGGAGCAUGGGAACUUCCAGGCACCCUUCGAAAGGCUCCUCUCCUGCCUCGGUUGGGUCUCUUGGCUCUUGCCUGCUCAGAUGGGAAGGUGCUGCUAUUCAGUCUGCCGCAUCCUGAGGCCCUGCUGGCUCAGCAACCCCCAGAUGCGAUGAAGCCCGCCAUCUAUAAGGUACAAUGUGUGGCAACCCUUCAGGUGGGAUCUAUGCAAGCUUCAGAUCCCUCUGAGUGUGGUCAGUGCCUUAGCCUGGCCUGGAUGCCCACCAGGCCCCACCACCACCUGGCUGCUGGAUAUUAUAAUGGCAUGGUGGUUUUCUGGAACCUUCCCACUAACUCGCCCCUUCAGCGGAUACGGCUCUCUGAUGGCUCCUUAAAGCUCUACCCCUUCCAGUGUUUCCUAGCCCAUGACCAAGCUGUACGUACACUUCAGUGGUGCAAAGCUAACAGUCAUUUCCUAGUCUCCGCGGGAAGUGAUCGGAAAAUCAAAUUCUGGGACCUUCGACGACCUUAUGAACCAAUAAAUUCUAUCAAGCGCUUCUUGAGUACAGAGCUAGCCUGGCUGGUCCCCUACAAUGGUGUCACUGUGGCUCAGGACAACUGCUAUGCCUCUUAUGGACUUUGUGGAAUUCAUUAUAUUGAUGCUGGUUAUCUUGGCUUCAAGGCCUACUUCACAGCUCCUCGAAAAGGCACUGUUUGGAGUCUUUCAGGAUCUGACUGGCUUGGGACAAUAGCUGCAGGAGAUAUAUCUGGGGAACUCAUUGCAGCUAUAUUGCCUGAUAUGGCAUCGAACCCAAUAAAUGUCAAGCGACCUGCAGAGCGAAGAUUUCCUAUAUAUAAAGCUGAUCUGAUGCCAUAUCAGGACAGUCCUGAAGGUCAAGACCACUCUUCUGCUUUAUCUGGGGUCCCCAAUCCUCCCACAGCUCGAACUUAUGCUGAAACUGUCAACCAUCACUACUUGCUCUUUCAAGACACAGAUUUGGGUUCCUUCCACAAUUUGCUCCAUAGAGAACCGAUGCUGCGCAUGCAGGAAGGAGAAGGGCAUUCUCAGCUGUGCCUGGACAGGUUGCAGCUAGAGGCUAUUCAUAAGGUACGUUUCAGCCCAAACCUGGACUCCUAUGGAUGGCUGGUAUCUGGGGGGCAGUCAGGGCUGGUUCGGAUCCAUUUUGUCCGUGGACUCACCUCCCCACUGGGCCACCGUAUGCAGCUUGAAAGCCGAGCACACUUCAGUGCUAUGUUCCAAUCAUCCUCCCCAACUAAAGGGCCCAGCUUCCCUCCAGCCAGUCAUCGCCUUCUGUCCAAUCCUUAGUCUUAGUCCACACAGGACCCUUGGAAUGAAAUCUGCCAAGAACAAAUGGCCUCCAUGCGCAGAGCCAUAGGAACUGGGGCCUUCCUGGACAGUGAUGGCACUAGGACUGGACCUUUAGUACUGCUUCCCCAGGACUCCUUAGAUCCCUCUCCUUCUACUGACUUCUAUGGUCACAGUCCCCUGCGGGCAGGGGGGCUCUCCCCCCACAAAGGCUUUUAAGCCUAAAACUAUGGCUCACAAGUAACACUCAGGCCUAACAUAGGCUUGGGAGUCCAAUUGCUCAUAUUGAGCAUAUUGUGAAGUGGGUAAAGCUAAGUAAAGGUACUGGGUGUUUUUGAGACCACUUGUGAGUGGGUGUUUGGAGAAUCACAAAGACUUAUCUGCAUGAAGGCUUCUGUCUGUCUUCGAGGAUCCAAUGUUACUGCCUUCCCAAACUUCCUCUUUAGAGUAACCAACACAUAAGCCCAAGAGGAGUGACAGUAAUUUAUUGGACUGAAGCUGCUCAUAGUACUUCUUUAACUGGAGAACACCACAAACACCCUACCAGUAGAACAGUGGCUUAGCUCUUACUUGCUCCUGCUUAUGAAAUAUUCCUGAUCAUUGGUCACUUGACCCUACUUGAACACUCCUAGACAGUCGUGUUUUAAAAAUCUUCCUUUAUAUCAAGUCAGAGUAUACCUCUUAUUAAUUUUACUUAUGGGUAUUAGGAAAUCUAGACAUUCUUCCCUGUGAUUGCCCUUUUAAGUAUUUAACAAUAGCUAUCAUGUGUUUCCCAAGUAUUUUUCCUCUAGAUUAAAUAUCUUCAGUUAUUUCAACCAUU